AUGGUUUAUUGCUAUAUUUGUUUUUGUACUUAUAAAGAGGAAGAAUGCUACACUCUUCCUAACUGUCUUCAUAAAUUUUGCAAAGCAUGCCUUACUGAAUAGCUUAAAACUAAAAUAGAAAAUCAACAAAUAGACCUAUCAGAUUUUAAAUGUCCCUAAUGUAGUCGACUCUUUAAUCCAGAAAUCAUCGAAAACUUCCUUCCACCCCUCCUUUUUUAAAAGUAUUGUGACUUUGCACUUUAAUUUAAUAAAAUUAUGGGAUUAGAAGAUCAUGAAUUACUCACUAAUUGUUUAAAUGAGAAAUGUAUUGAAAAAUUCAUCAUUUGGAAAGAUGCAGGUAAAUAGAAUAAUAUAAUUUUAGAGUAUAUGCAAUAUCCUUCGUGUAAAAUGAAGUUUUGUAGAAAAUGUUCACUUAAAUAUCAUAAGGAUGAAGGAAUAACUUGUGAAUAGUAAAAAGAGUUAUAACGAGAUUCAUUUUAUAUAGAAUUAAAAAAUUAUUUUAAAUUAUGUAGAUGUCCAAAGUGUCAUAAUAUGUGUGAAAAGAUUUCUGGAUGUAAUUUUAUGUAUUGCAGAUGCAAGGCAAAUUUUUGCUUUCUUUGUGAUGCUGAACUUACAGAAGAAGUAAUAUUCAUUUUGAUAACAGAAUCAUUUCAAGCAUUGGUAAAAUGAUGACCCAUUUAAAAGUCCUUGCCGAGUUUGGUAUAAUGGAACUUGGAUAGAUCCAGAUAAAGUUCCAAAAGUGGAGCCUAUUAAAGAAGAUAAAAUAGUUUAAGUUAUUCCCAUAGAAGAAAAAGAAAAUGAUAUUCCUUGCCCAAAUUGUGGUAAUAAAGCAAAAGAAGUGAGUCAACUUGUAUUUUAUGAUAAAGUUAUCUAAUGUUAAAGUGUCAAAUGUUAAAAUUAAGCAUUUUGCAUUUCUUGUCAAACAUAACUGGAGAUCGACGACUUAUCAAUUCACUUUAAUCAAGAGACAUUAUUAUGUAAUCUUAAUGAAUAUUGA
Molecule: messenger RNA, 997 nt
Organism: Paramecium pentaurelia
Lineage: Eukaryota; Ciliophora; Oligohymenophorea; Peniculida; Parameciidae
Source: the annotation of a GenBank genome assembly